Messenger RNA from Suncus etruscus (white-toothed pygmy shrew), 1555 nucleotides. It is a transcript of the gene YBX1, whose product is annotated as Y-box binding protein 1. The coding region runs from base 161 to 1171 and encodes 336 amino acids. Gene Ontology annotation, molecular function: nucleic acid binding. Gene Ontology annotation, cellular component: nucleus. The record is from RefSeq and is a predicted model, not a curated record. The transcript is spliced from 8 exons. Gene Ontology annotation, biological process: regulation of gene expression. NCBI's taxonomy places the organism in Eukaryota, Metazoa, Chordata, Mammalia, Eulipotyphla, Soricidae.
GAUCGGUAGCGGGAGCGGAGAGCGGACCCCCGAGAGAGAAGCCCCUGAGCAGCCCUACCACCGCCGCCGCCGUCGCCGGCCUAAUUGUUACCAUCACACCCCGGGAAGGAGGAGCCGUAGCUGCCGCAGCCGGCCCCUUGGAGUCACCAUCACCGCCAGCAUGAGCAGCGAGGCCGAGACCCAGCAGCCGCCCGCCGCCCCCUCCGCCGCCGCCCCCGCCCUCAGCAACGCCGCCGCCGUCGCCGCCGCCGCCAACGACUCCACCAAGCCCGGAGGCGGCGCGGGCAGCGGCGGCGCGGGCAGCGGCGGCCCGGGCGGCCUCACAUCGGCGGCGCCCGCCGGCGGGGACAAGAAGGUCAUCGCAACGAAGGUUUUGGGAACAGUCAAAUGGUUCAAUGUAAGGAACGGAUAUGGCUUCAUCAACAGGAAUGACACCAAGGAAGAUGUAUUUGUACACCAGACUGCCAUAAAGAAGAAUAACCCCAGGAAGUACCUUCGCAGUGUAGGAGAUGGAGAGACUGUGGAGUUUGAUGUUGUUGAAGGAGAAAAGGGUGCGGAGGCAGCAAAUGUUACAGGCCCUGGUGGAGUUCCAGUGCAAGGCAGUAAAUAUGCAGCAGACCGUAACCAUUAUAGACGCUAUCCACGUCGCAGGGGUCCUCCACGCAAUUACCAGCAGAAUUACCAGAAUAGUGAGAGUGGGGAAAAGAAUGAGGGAUCAGAGAGUGCUCCCGAAGGCCAGGCCCAACAACGCCGGCCCUACCGCAGGCGACGAUUCCCACCUUACUACAUGAGGAGACCCUAUGGGCGUCGACCACAGUAUUCCAACCCUCCUGUACAGGGAGAAGUGAUGGAGGGUGCUGACAACCAGGGUGCAGGAGAACAAGGUAGACCAGUGAGGCAGAAUCUGUAUCGAGGUUAUAGACCACGAUUCCGCAGGGGCCCUCCUCGCCAAAGACAACCUAGAGAGGAUGGCAAUGAAGAAGACAAAGAAAAUCAAGGAGAUGAGACCCAAGGUCAGCAGCCACCUCAACGUCGGUACCGUCGUAACUUCAAUUACCGACGCAGACGCCCAGAAAACCCUAAACCACAAGAUGGCAAAGAGACAAAAGCAGCCGAUCCACCAGCUGAGAAUUCGUCCGCUCCCGAGGCUGAGCAGGGCGGGGCUGAGUAAAUGCCGGCUUACCAUCUUUACCAUCAUCCGGUUUAGUCAUCCAACAAGAAGAAAUGAAUAUGAAAUUCCAGCAAUAAGAAAUGAACAAAAGAUUGGAGCUGAAGACCUAAGUGCUUGCUUUUUGCCCACUGACCAGAUAACCAGAACUAUCUGCAUUAUCUAUGCAGCAUGGGGUUUUUAUUAUUUUUUACCUAAAGACGUCUCUUUUUGGUAAUGACAAACGUGUUUUUAGAAAAAUAAAAAAAAAAAGAAGCCUGGUUUUUCUCAAUACACCUUUAAAGGUUUUUAAAUUGUUUCAUAUCUGGUCAAGUUGAGAUUUUUAAGAACCUCAUUUUUAAUUUGUAAUAAAAAGUUUACAACUUGAUUUUUUCAAAAAAAAUAAAA